Cryptomeria japonica (Japanese cedar) is the source of this 3464-nucleotide messenger RNA. RefSeq names its product putative disease resistance protein At5g47280. Lineage: Eukaryota; Viridiplantae; Streptophyta; Pinopsida; Cupressales; Cupressaceae. The transcript is spliced from 6 exons. Gene Ontology annotation, molecular function: ADP binding. The coding region runs from base 671 to 3124 and encodes 817 amino acids. The record is from RefSeq and is a predicted model, not a curated record. Gene Ontology annotation, biological process: defense response to fungus.
UGACGUUUUUUUAUCUGUUUGGAGUUGCUGGGCACAUGUAUGUGGGGCAAAUUUCUGCGCAGAGGCUGGAGCCCAGUACAAUUUUUUUUUCAGGAAAGUUAAAUAUAUACCUACUCGAAAUAAUUUUUCACGUGAAAUUCGCUUUCCACUGCACUGCAAAAGGUGGAGCUAUUUUCAAUGUCUUUGUCAGCUUAUGGGACCCAUUAAACAGCUUUCUAAAAACCACUGGAAUUGGAACAGUUCAGACCUCCAUUGUUAACUUCUAUAUAUCCUUCUCUACUGAACCAGCAGCAAAAGGAGGCAAAAGGAGCCGUUGUUAUUCAAAUUCCAACGUUCCAAUUUUUAUGAAUGUGAAGUUGUUCUGUUUAUGAAAUAAUUCUUUCGAUCUUUCUUUAUGCUUUCUACUGAGUGAAUUGUAAUUAUUUUCUAUUGAGAUUUAAGAGAGCUGUUGGUCCGAGAAAGAAUCCAACAUCUAGCAUAGCGGAUAUUUGCUCUGUUGAUAACUUGAUACUGAUUUCAUGAAGAAUGAAUAUUUUAGUCUGCCAUUGAUGUAGGAUUGAAGCAGAAACCUGUGUAAUGGUCAUUAUGCAAUAUGGUUCAAAUUGCAUAAUCGAACAAGGUUAGUGAUCUCCAAAGAAUCCUGCGUUUAAUUGAUUUCAGUCAUAUUAAUAUGAUGCAGAUGUUCAGUUGCAAGAGUCAGAGCGUUAGGGUAGGUGACCUGGUGAAGCUCUUAAUCCCAGCUGUUCAGGAAAUUUGUAUAUCAGAUCAGAAUCCCAUCUUUCACGAAUUCUAUGAUACCCUUAUAAGAGGUGCUGAGCUGAUUAAAAAAUGUGAGAGUAUUAGCACUAUUAACCUGCCUCUCAACUAUAGGUAUGCUUCGCAGAUUGUGAAGCUUGAGAAGGAGAUUGAUGGCUUCAUGAAGGUAAUUCCUGCUUGCACUUUGCUUGAAGCUAGAGGGAUGUUAGCGGACCUGAAAAAAAAUUACACAUCGGAGGCUUCAGAUAUAAGUAAGGAACUAGAAAAUUCCAUCUUCAAACAAGCUUCUAUGCUUACAACUGACCCUUGUGAAAAUGCCAAGAUGCUUCAACAACCAGUUUUAGAUGAUUUGAUGGACUGUACAGAAAGUAUAGAAGAUACUACAAGCUCUUAUCAUAGUACUGGUUCUGGGAUUUCUCAAAUUUUCGUGGGUUUGGAGAAACCCGUUGCAGCUAUGAAGGAGCUUUUGUUCAACACUGAGGUGUCCGUCGUUGCUCUCCAGUGUAUGGGGGGUGGUGGUAAAACGACAUUGGCUCUGGCUCUCUGCGAUGAUCCUAAAAUUAAAGGUCAUUUUGGGAACAAUGUAUUUUUCUUCACCGUCUCACAGUCCCCAAACCUGAAGGGCAUUUUAGAGAACAUGUGGGAAAAGAUUGUUGGGAAGAAGAAACCGGACUUUCAGAACGUAGAAGAUGCACACAGACAUCUUGAACAACAGCUUCUGAAAGUACCGAAGCCAACUCUAGUGAUUCUGGACGAUGUCUGGAGCAGAGCAAAUCUAGAAAAAUUGCUAUUCGAAGGGCCAGGAUACAAGACUCUAAUCACAACUAGAGACAGCUCCACUAUACCCAGGAACCUCUCUACUCAGUCGUAUCAAUUACCAUUGCUGGGACAUGAGGAUGCUUUGGCCCUUUUCUGCUUCUGGGCCUUCGGACAGACAUCAAUUCCAUGCACCUUUGAUGCAAAUUUAGUGGAGGAGGUGCAAGCAGAAUGCAAAGGCCUGCCAUUAGCUCUUAAGGUUAUUGGAAGCUCCUUGCAUGGGGAACCUCGUGUGGUUUGGGAGAGCGCAAAGAAUAAGCUUUCCAAAGGAGAAUUCAUAUCAGAUUAUCACAAAGAAGCGCUUUAUAAAUGCUUGGAGACUAGUGUUUAUUUGUUAGAUGAUGUAGUGAGGGAAUGUUUCAUAGACUUGGGGGCGUUUCCAGAGGAUAGAAAGAUCUGUGCUGAUGCAUUGUUAGAUGUUUGGGUUUAUUUUCGGAAUCUGGAAUGGCAGGAUGCCUUAGCCAUUUUAUUGGAACUUGCAAGCCGAAACCUGUUGAAUUUAUUAACUAGCAGCAAUCCAGGGAGUGGAGCAGCAAUUUCUCAUGGAAGUGUGUCCGAGCUGUACUUUACUCAGCACGAUGUAAUGAGAGAUUUGGCUUUGAAUUUGGGAAGCCAAGGUGAUAUAGGCCAUAGGAAGAGGUUACUUAUGCCCAGGAAGGAGUAUAAUUUGCCAGAGAAAUGGGCGUUGCAUCGCGAUAGACAGUUCGAUGCCCAAAUAGUCUCUAUCCACACAGGUCCUAUGGAGGAAAACCAGUGGUAUGAGAUGAAUUUUCCGGAGGCAGAGGCUCUGAUUUUACUCUUUACUGCAAGUGAAUAUUAUCUUCCCCCAUUUUUAAAAUCGAUGAAGAAGCUAAAAUUUCUCAUGGUAUUCAAUUAUGGCACAAAGAGGGCAACAGUGAAAGGUUUGGAGACUUUAUCUUCACUCACUCAACUUAAAAGUGUCCGCCUGGAGAGGGUGAUUGCACCAGCUGUGUUAAAUCAGAGCAAAGCGCUACAGAACUUAGAGAAGCUCUCUUUGAGCUUAUGCGAAGGGUUUAAAAACCCAUCUACAUUCAACAAUACCAAGCUGCAAGGUUUUAACAUGGAUCACUGCAGUGAUUUAGAGGAGUUGCCCCAAAAUAUCUGCUAUAUGCCUUACGCUCAGAUGUGGUCUAUCACCAACUGCCAUCAGGUUCAGAAGUUACCAUAUGACCUUGGAAAUCUAAGCUCUCUAAAAGUUUUAAGGUUGUCAUCACUACCGGGUCUAAAAGAGCUUCCAUCGUCAAUUGGAAACCUUGGGGGGCUGGAAUAUCUAGAUAUUUCAGUAUGUGUAGGUUUGAAAGAACUUCCAGAGCAAAUAGGCCAUCUAAAGAAAUUAACUGAGCUAGAUAUGAGAGAGUGUUCUCGUUUGAAGAGGCUGCCUAGAAGUGUUUGUGGACUAACUUCCCUGAAACAUGUCACCUGUGAUGAGAAGAUCGGGAAACAAUGGUUGCUAGCCAAGACAAUUGCUCUCCCAGAACUUAAAGUUGAAAUUGUGGAAGUACAGUUCGGUUUGGAUUGGCUUGACGAUUGAUUUGACGACUCGACAACCUGAAGGAAGGAGAUGCAAAUAUGUCGGAGCGGAUUUCUUUGGUCUUUCAAACAUGUGUCCUGCAAUCAUCUUAGUUGGGUAUUGUCUGCGAGUAUUUCUCUUGAUGAACAUUAUAUUAGUUUUGAUUCUCAGUUAUGUUCUCUGUAAUUAUUUGCUACGGAAGAAGUUCCGAACGUAUUUGUAUUCCCCGAUGUAUUGUGUAUUGUAUGAUGAUAGGAACCAAGAAUGCAUUUCAGUCAGAAUGCACGUUCUAUAUUCUCUACAAUAUAUAGAUACUAUUUGGUUUAAUAUUUUAUUAAGAUAUAUGCCUAAUUUUAGAUUA